This is a messenger RNA of Ustilaginoidea virens, 567 nucleotides long. RefSeq lists its product as uncharacterized. The transcript is spliced from 2 exons. Lineage: Eukaryota; Fungi; Ascomycota; Sordariomycetes; Hypocreales; Clavicipitaceae. The record is from RefSeq and is a predicted model, not a curated record. The coding region runs from base 1 to 567 and encodes 188 amino acids.
AUGACGACUGUUCAGCUCGACAUUGAAGAUGUUUCCUGGGAUCCAUUGAUGAAGAAUUGUGACUUGGUGCAUCUGCGAAUGCUAUACGGCAGUAUAGAGAACAGCCGGUGGCCGGGCAUUUACCGCAGAGCGUUUGAGCAUCUGACCCCUGGAAUCGGGUACAUAGAGCAUGUUGAGAUUGACUGGAAGCCAAGAUGGCCCGGUGAUGCUGCCCCCCCUGCAUCAGCUGUCAGUGAAUGGUCGCGGCUGCUGCUCCGAGGCUGGAAUCGAUUAAAUCGAAAGGCAGAAGUCAACCGAAACGAAGUAAAAAGGGCUUUGGAAACGGCGGGGUUUGUCGACUUCAAGGAAGAAACCAUGCCAUGUUAUUUGAGCCCAUGGUUGUCGGACGAAUUCCAGAAAGAAACGGCCAGGUGGUUCAACCUUGGUUUCUCUCAUGGCCUCGAGGCUAUGGGCCUGGUGCCCAUGGUGGAGAAGCUGAACAUGACGAAAGAAGAAGUCGGGGAACUGUGCAAAAGAGUGAGGGACGAGAUAUGCACGCUACGCUUCCGCGCGUACAUGACCAUGUAA